Messenger RNA from Hypoxylon trugodes, 1215 nucleotides. RefSeq names its product calcium/calmodulin-dependent protein kinase 1. Gene Ontology annotation, molecular function: calcium/calmodulin-dependent protein kinase activity; ATP binding. Gene Ontology annotation, biological process: protein phosphorylation; cellular response to oxidative stress. NCBI's taxonomy places the organism in Eukaryota, Fungi, Ascomycota, Sordariomycetes, Xylariales, Hypoxylaceae. The transcript is spliced from 4 exons. Bases 1 to 1215 code for a protein of 404 amino acids. The record is from RefSeq and is a predicted model, not a curated record.
AUGUUUAGCAGCCUUCGGGGCCAACCCGAGAGCUACGAAAAGAAAGCGAAGUAUAGAUUUGGUCGAACCCUAGGCGCGGGCACAUAUGGUAUCGUGCGCGAAGCAGACAGUCCUAUCGGCAAGGUUGCUAUUAAGAUCAUCCUCAAGAAAAAUGUCAAAGGAAACGAGAGAAUGGUCUGGGACGAGUUGGAUAUGCUUCAACGCCUAAAGCAUCCUCAUAUUGUACGAUUCGUGGAUUGGUUUGAAUCAAGAGACAAAUGGUACAUUGUCACCGAGCUCGCUACAGGCGGUGAACUUUUCGAUCGUAUUUGCGAGCAGGGCAAAUUCACAGAAAAGGAUGCUUCGCAAACUAUUAAACAAGUCCUUGAUGCAGUCGACUACCUUCAUAAUAGAAAUGUAGUCCACCGAGAUCUUAAGCCCGAGAACCUUCUAUAUCUCAGCAAAGCGCCCGAUUCCGACUUGGUCUUGGCCGACUUCGGCAUUGCGAAGAUGCUUGACACCAAGGACGAGGUUCUCACUACAAUGGCGGGGUCUUUCGGUUACGCAGCGCCAGAAGUCAUGUUGAAGAAAGGACACGGAAAACCCGUGGAUAUGUGGUCUUUGGGUGUCAUUACUUACACUCUUCUCUGCGGUUACUCUCCUUUCCGCUCCGAGAAUCUGCAAGAUUUGAUCGACGAGUGCAGCAACGGAAGGGUAGUCUUCCACGAGCGAUAUUGGAGGGAUGUCAGUGAUGAUGCGAAAGAUUUUAUCAUGCACCUCCUACAGUCCGACCCAGAUGAUAGGUGGACUAGUCAGCAAGCUCUCAAGCACCCCUGGCUCAGCGGCGAGAAUGCCUCCGACCACAACUUGUUGCCAGAGAUCAAGGCCUACAUGGCCAAGGCGCGACUACGCCGUGGUGUCGAGAUGGUCAAACUAGCCAACCGAAUCGAGGCGCUCAAGAUCCAAGAAGACGACCCGGAGAACCCCGAUUUCCCCGCCGACCCUGUAGCCGCGGCUGGUAACGCCCAACCUGCCGCAGGUAAAUCCACAUCACCCAAGGCAGAAGCCUCCGGCGAAGGCGGUGGUAAGGGCAGACUCUCACGCGCAGUGAAGGGCGCUAUUUUCCGGGAAGUGGUGUUAGCCAAGGUCCGUGAGAUGAAGGAGCAAGAGCAGACGCUAAAGGUUAAGGAAGAAGUAGAGAAAGAGGCUAGGCGGAAGAGCUUCCACGAGAAUUAA